AUGGCCACGCCAAGUCCAGCUGGAGACGCGGAUUUGCCUGUGUCCCCUGGUCACGGUGGUCAAGGAGGAGAUACACCAAGUGAUACGCCAAUGGCGAUGCCUGCACCAGAUGGAGUUGCAGGAGGAUCCCUUCAGGCCCUGAUAGGGAACCUGUCGGCAGCAGCGCAAGCUUUGGCAAGUGCUGCAGGUACAGGAAGUACCAGAAGUUACGACUCUGCAGCUAAGCUGGUGAAGAGUCCGGAUGUGUUCGCUCCAAAGAAUUUGGAGGAGGAAGUUUCACAGUGGCCAGAUUGGAGUUUCAGUUUCAAAGUGUUUGUGGGAUUCAUUGAUCCCACUUAUGCAGAAGAGUUGAAGAAAAAUGAGACUGGUCAAGUGAGGCAGAUCACAGCUGAAGCAGCGCGCCAAGCAAGAAGAGUAGAGAUGACACAAGAGUGGAACGAUGAGGAUGAAGAGCUCAACUUUGUGAGAUUGUGUCAGGAGUUUGAAGGUUUGGUUCAAGGAGAGCUGAGAAGAGUUGAGGAGUUUGAUAUCUCUUCGAGCGAUGAAGUGGAAGAGAUCGAGGAAGAACCGACUGAUGGUUUGAUGGAGUGGUACCAAGGAUGGUGGUUCUUGGAAACAGAAGUUGAAAGAAGUGUGAGAAUGGUUUCUGAAGGAGAUGAUGUGAGAAGAGCAGCAAGAGAAGUGGAUGCAUGUGAGGUAGUGCUCGACAGUGGAGCUGACUGCCAUGUGUUGCCUAUGGAUUGGGCAGAAGAAGUCGGAGAAACUUCGAACUUUGAGUACCAUCUGAAAGAUGCGCAAGGGAAAGUGAUCCCAACGUUGCCUGUGAGGCAGAAUGUGACGUUUGUUUUCACGAAGGAGUCUGGAAAGAAGUUGAAGAUCACUGACAGUGCUGUUUGCGGCAAUGUCACCCAACCUUUGUUUGCGGUAGGAAAGAUGUGGAAGCUAGGUUGGGGUACGGUGAAUGAAGAGGGAAGAUUGUGGUUGAAGAAAGGAAGUGUUCGGAUACCGAUAUACUUCAAAAGGAAUUCCUCAAUGGCGAGGAUGUGUAUACGGAGACUUGAAGGAGAAGAGAUGACGGUACAGCCUGUGAGGCUGGAGCGAGAACUGAAGAAUGAGUUGAAGAGCAAAGAAGAUGAAGAUGGUUGGUUUGUGCUAAAUGACGGCACGCCUGCAAGGUUUGAUUGGUUUAUGGGGAAGACGUUUGACCCAACGGGUCAGUUCCCUAAUAGACUCUAUGAGGGAGCAGGAGAUGAAGGCGAUUAUUUUCCUUAUAGGACAACCUUGCUAGGAAAGAUGAAAAGAAGUGGAGAAAGAGUGUUGAAUGAAGUGGAUUGGAAGAGUAUGGAUUUCUUUGAGUGUACGGAGAUCUGGAAGGAUCGCGAAAGAGUGCAACUUGGGGCAAGUCCUCAAGCAAGGUUUGAGGUGAUGGUCACCUUGUUGGAAAAAGGAUUGAAGGAACCGAGCGACUAUGGGUUGCUCACGAAUUUGGAAGAGCUUGAAAGAGAACUGGCACAAGAAGGAGUGCCAAUGGAGGCAUAUCAGCCGGAGCUUUUGCAACUUUCGGUUGGAGCUCCAUGGGAUCAUCAGCUGAAGGCUUUGAGGUUUAAGAAGAAGAGAAUUGUGCCUAUUGAUGAUGGGCCAGGACUGCCAAGAUUGGCGGUGGAAGCUGACAAAAGAGUAGAAGAAGAAAAGAGAAGCGAGCCUUCGCCGCCGAGCGACCGCCAAGGAAGCUCAAGUUCUUCUAGCAAGAGUUCGUCGCUAUCUGGAGCAACGCCAGAAGCAAUGGACGACGAGAGCGAUGACGAUGACGAUGAUCCAGGAGAGGUGAGAACAAAGAGAAAAGCGGAAGAUGAAUUGGUGCCCGAUGAAAUGACGUUGGAAGAUUUUCAAAGAGAAGUUGCAAAGAGGAAUGCAGAAGAAGAAGGAGAAGGGUCACCAAAGAAAGAACCAAGAGUAGACGAAGGAACUGGAGAGGUAGAAGAAAGAGUUGAAAAGGUGCCGAGACUUGGAGACGAAGCACGAGGAAGCGCGGCACGAGUGGAAUACCACAUUCGGAGAUUCGCCAAGAGCGAGGAUCCCGAAGAGCAUGGAGAUGAGUAUGUUGACCUCGACGAGACACAGUUGUUUCUAGAGGAAAGUCGAGAAUUCCAGAGCAAGUGGAACGAGAAGGUGUGUGAGACAGAAGAGGACCUAACGGUCCUGUUGCGACACUUCUUGCACCGAGUGGAGGCCACGCAGUGCGUAUGUUCUGAGAUUGUGGCCAUCUUUUCCGACCAGUGCGCGUUGUAUUAG
Messenger RNA from Symbiodinium sp. CCMP2592, 2292 nucleotides. The record is from the annotation of a GenBank genome assembly. Lineage: Eukaryota; Dinophyceae; Suessiales; Symbiodiniaceae.